Porites lobata is the source of this 9329-nucleotide messenger RNA. The record is from the annotation of a GenBank genome assembly. NCBI's taxonomy places the organism in Eukaryota, Metazoa, Cnidaria, Anthozoa, Scleractinia, Poritidae.
AAGACAACCAAACCUGCCGUAGAAUAUGCUGAAAAACAAGACAAGGUAAGUUGGGGUUUCAAAGACAACAUGGUGAGUUAUUUACAGAAUUAUAUUAAUAUCAUUACGGUGAGUUAUAAUUAGUCAUUGGUUAGCUACCAAAUCAUGAAAUUUUAAUAUUUGGCAUUCAGAAUAUAUUGACAUUUCGAAAUUUUACGUACAGAAUAUUGAAAUUUUAAGUUUUGACAUUCUAAAAAAAAAAUUCAAGAUUCUCCAUUACAAAUCUUGAAAUGUCUCAAGAUUUUGAAUACCAAUUAGUGCUUUAAAUACAACAUUGACAUAAGGGGUGGACCAUUUGAUUUUUGAUGGGGGGGUUGCAGGAUUUUUAGACUGCUAGAUAUUUUUUUUUAUUGCUCCAGCCCUGCAGGAUUUUUUUUAAAUCUCCCCGUCCUUGCAUGAUAUUUUUUUUAAUGGAAAUUUAAAACACAAAUUUUGAAGUUUAAUAACUUGACCAUCACGAGCCACUCAAAAUUCACCCUUUAGGCUAUUAAAAACCACCUUUACGUGCAAUGCAUUUUUAAGUUUACAUCUUUCUUUCAAAGUAAUAAAGAGUUUCAUCUUUAUUCAGUGUACAAAGAAAUGCAUCUCCACUAACCUGCGGCUAGUUGAUUUCCCUGUCAAGCUAGUGCCGGGGUCAUACAUGCCUUCUCAGACAAAACUUUAUAUUGGUCUGUUGCAUUUUUAUAGGAGCUGUGCAUGUGACUAUUGCAUAAAAUAUUUUACAAUAAGCAGUCUGUAGAAAAUAGCAUUCUCAAAUAGACCUAUCUUAUAGACUGUUGCAUUUUUAUUGUUACUGUUGCAUAAAAUAUUUAUAGAGAAAAAUUUCCAUUAUUAUUUAUUGAUCAAAUGAUUUUUAUUACAAAUCACAAUUUGCAGUAUUUUAAAUAUUUAUAGAGAGAAUUUCUUCUCUCCAAAAGCUGCGAUUAUUUUGGUCAGCACCGAGUAUCGAGACCUGGCUGCUCUGCAAAGCCACUACCCGAAGUCCACAUUUAAUGCACUAGCUCUUCAAAUCUGACAAAUCUGAUUGCCUGAAAACUGCAGAAUGAGUGCUCAGCACAUGCUCAAAAAUUGGGACCAGCCAGGGGUAUCACUUCCAGGUGCUGACCAAAAGGAUUGCACCCUCUGGAGAUAAGAAUGUUGCAAAUAGCUAUUAAAGCUUUGCACCUUACAUUUAAAUUUGGCUAGAUAUGCAGAUGUACAGGAUGUUGAAGACAACCUUGUUCAUUUAUGAAGAAAAUUUUAAACUGUUAUUAUUCUUAAGGCUCAACUGUUCUUGAUGGAUAAAUAUAGACAAUUUCUGCCAGCUUGUGGUUUAUUAAAGACAUUGUUAAAUAAACAUUUGUCACUACAGUUGUCAAUAGGUGAGAAAAUCAGAUUGGUAGUUGACCCCUUUGAAUCAUCUUUUAUAUAGGUAUAUGAUCUAUAAAAUUACAAUAUUUCAAUGCCUAAAUAACUAAAACGAUUACGUUUUAAUUUAUGUGCUACAGACUGUUUACUAUUAUUUUCUUGGCUUGAAAAUAGGCAAUGAACACAAAAGUAAUAGAACUCUGCAAAAACACGAAUGACCCAGAGGGAAAAAAUGCUCUUCGAUCUAUUUGAUCGUCUUUUGUCUCGCGCACAUAUCCAGCGCAUCCGUUUCACAUUCUUUGUAUAUUUUUAACCCUGCACCAAUUCAAUGUGGCCUGCCUUUACUCUUGUUUGUCCCAUUUCCUUUUCCAUAAAGUAAAUCUUAUUUUGUUACAAAAAUACCUGCACGUGACAACUGUUAGGGUGGGAAUCUGAAUGCAUGAAUAUCUUUGAAUCAUAAUAUCCUUCUAGAUCAGAGGGUUCACUUUAAUAGGAAAUCUAAUUGGUAAAUCAUGCGUCGCGCUUGCAAAAUACUAAUUCACGCAUCAAAAAAUGUGAUGCCCAGUCCUGUAUCAUGUGACUCACAGUUACUUUUGCGGCCGUCACGCAUCACGCAAAAUCCUUUGCCACGCCCAGGUUAAGGCUGCUCGAUUUUUUUUUCCUUCUUAAGAAUUCUGCAAGAAAUUUUUUUUUAAUCAGAAACAUAUGCUCGAUAUUUUUUGGGGGGAUUUGCACAACCCAUCAAAAAUCAAAUGGUCCACCCCUAAAGUGCAUUUUUUUACACACACAGGCUGAACAGGGCAUGAAACAAGCAAACUAAGUCGGAUCAUUUUACGUUUCUGGGAAACUUUCCACCUACCCCUCUCCUAAAGCAAUAUUUUGCCCUAAGUGAGAAGUAAGUGUUAAUGUUGGCUUAGGGGAGGGGUAGGUGGUCAGUGUCCCAGAAACGUAAAAUGAUCCACAAAGUCUUCUACCUACAACUCCAGCCGGUCCGUACUACCUUUACCAUGGCUUAAUUCUUUAGUAUAGCUAAGACUUUGUCGACACGAAUCCAUUUAAAAGACAUUAAACGAUCUCGCAAACAAAACGAUUGUUAGAGAGGAUAAAAUCGUGACAGAUAAAUAUUUGCCUGCGUAGCAAGCGUUUCCGUUACGGAAUUUUCGGUUUUGGCCGCGCGAAACCGCACAGAAACGCCUUUGCUAUGCAGGCUAGAUAAACAUCAUUCUCAUAUACUAUUAACACCUGUAAUAAUACGACGUGAUUUAACCUACCUUGAGUUCUUUUUCAGCAAUGCCUGCAGUUUUAUCUACUUCGGGCAAGGUCCUGACCACUUCAACAUCUAUGGAGGAAGUAAAUACCUCUUAUUAGCCGAGUUUUCGGUCCGCACUGUAAAUUACGGACUGAGUUUUUUUCCAUCGAUUUAUGGCCCAGGCGCGAAGCGCGCGGGCCAUAAAUCGAUGGAAAAAAACGAGGAUCCGUAAUUUACAGUACGGACCGAAAAAACGAGGCUAAUAAGAUGUUUAUUAUAUGGCUUCUUCCUGUUUGGGGGACCGGAAACAAGUGCAGGACGCACGAUUUGACAGUCAUUUGACAGGUGUCAAAAAAGAAAGUUUUUAUUGGCGCGCGAAAACAAUAUCACAUAACAAAGGCUUUCCGAGAAAGUAAAAACAAAUUCACCAUGUUAAAAAAAUUUAUUCGGUCAAAACUAAGAGCACUGUAAGUUUUAGCUCUUUAGUGUAACGCUGGAGUAUUUUGAAAACCGCACACUGUGUCUGUCUAGAAGUCGUUUCCAUCUUUCCCCCGUUUGUCCUUGUGAAAAAACACUGCAAAAGGCAAAGAAGCUUUUCAAGGUAAGUUUGUUGUCAUUGUCGAAGGAUUCGCUCGUUAAUUGUUUUUGUCUUUCUGCCAGUUCAUUCUCGUCUUCAAUGGUGAUCUGCGUUAAAAUGUUCAAACACUGACUAGAAUUCUCUUCCUCGGUAAGGUUACGAUUCAGUUUCUACAACAGCUUUGUUCUCAUUAAAACAAAGCUAGGUUAAAAUUUGGAAAGGUAAGGUCAACAUCUCAGUCCUCAGGGUUUACAUACAUAUUUCAAAGUUUAUUCGAUGGAAACUACGAGCACUGUAAGGAUGUAAGUAUUCACCCGUUAAUGACGCUGGAGUCUUUUGAAAACUGGACAUUAUUGUGUCUGGCUCGAACUCGCUUCUAUCUUUCUUUCGUUGGUCUUUGAAAAAGCACUGCAAAUGGCAAAGAAGCUUGUCAAGAUGAUCGGGUGCAGGUAUGUUUCUUAUCAUAUUUGUUGAAGGGAUUACUCAUUUUCUCCAAGGCAAAACGUCUCGAAUCUCUGCCAGUCGAUUUUCGUAUUCUUAACUGUGUACCACGAUAAAAUUUUCAAACACUGACUAGAAUCCUCUUCGAUAAGAUUACGAGUUAGUUUCUUCAUCGCCUUCGUUCACAAAUAAACACAGUUUAAAAUGUUGAAGGCCAAAGUCAACAUCCAAGUCCUCAAGGUUGACAGGCGUCUUAUAACUUUAUUUAAACAUUUUUUCCACGGUAAAGAGAUUUUGACCUCCAAAAUGAGCAUUUUUUUUUAAACGUUUUGGUCCGUAUAGCAAGUUACGGACCGCAAAUUGACCAAUAGCAUGGCGAAAACAGACUCAACCAUAUCAUAAAGUCAGUUACAGGGACAACAAAGAUGAAAAAUAAAGAUUAUUAUCGAGUUAAAAUAAAGCCUCAUUUUAAUUGCAUUUUUUCACCAAUAGUUAUCAUUAUUGCCCGCGCGGACAAUGAAAUCGGCCAGCGGACGUUAAAUUUCCACAAAUCCUUGGCCUGCCGCACCCUUUACUUGGCGUUUCCUUGACAAGAGUCCUUGUUGAGUCAUCACCGUUGGCAAAUAUCAAUUCUGACAAGAGGACCGAGGACCGAGGACGCCUGGGAACAGGGCUGCGAAAAUUCCGUAACGGACACGCUUGCUACGCAGGCUAAUAUUUAUCUGUCACGAUGUUAUCCUCUCUAACGAUCGUUUUGUUUGCGAGAUCGUUUAAUGUGUUUUGAAUGGACUCGUGUCGAAUUGGUCUCAACUAUACUAAAGAAUCGAUCAAAUGUCUGUACGAUCGAUCAGUUGUCCGUAAUCAACCAUGAUAAGCUGUCUCAAUUGAUCAGUUUUGCUAAUAAUCGAUCAGUUCAUUGUUGAUCAGCGUAAACUCGGCUUGUAUAAUCUACCAUUAGCUACCAUUGUGCGUAUUUUCAUUCAGUUGUGACUAAAAUCGAUCAGUAGUCAUUAUGAUCAAUGAGUUGUGCGUAUUUUCAUUCACUUUUGACUAAAAUCGAUCAGUUGUUAUAUGAUCGAUCACUAGUGCGUAUUUUCAUUCAGUUGUGACUAAAAUCGACCAGUUGUUAUAUGAUCGAUCAGUUGUGCGUAUUUUCAUUUAGUUGUGACUAAAAUCGACCAGUUUUUAUAUGAUCGAUCAUUAGUACGUAUUUUCAUUCCGUUUUGACUAAAAUCGAUCAGUUGUUAUAUAUAUGACAAAUGAGUUGUGCGUAUUUUCAUUCAGUUGUGACUAAAAUCGAUCAGUUGUUAUAUGAUCGAUCAGUAGUGCGUAUUUUCAUUCAGUUGUGACUAAAAUCGAUCAGUUCUUAUACGAUCGAUCACUAGUGCGUAUUUUCAUUCAGUUGUGUCUAAAAUUAACGGGAAAGGCAGGGUGAAAUUUUUAGUAGUGUCGACUGAUCUAUCGGUCGAUAUAGCGAUCGAUAGUCGGUCGACACUCGGUCGACACUCAGUCGAAAGUCGGUCGACACUCGGUCGAUAUAGCGGUAGAUAGUCGGUCGAUAGUCGGUCGACACUCAGUCGAUAUAGCGGUCGAUAGUUGGUCGAUAGUCGGUCGAGACUAGGACGAUAGUCGGACGACACUCGGUCGAGACACGGUCGAUAGUCGUUCCAGAUAUGUCUCGGCCGAUAUAGCUUUUCGUUCAUCGAUACUUCACCGACACUUCACCGAUGUAUCGGUCAGUAAUUGGUCAACGCUCGGUCGAUGGUCGGCCGACACUUGGUCGAUAGUCAGAAGAUAGCAAGAAAUGGUGAGCCUCACCCCAAUGGCUGUUUUGGUCGACUGAUGCAGGACAUUGCAGAACAGUAUCGACUGUAAAUAGAAAUCAAUGACCUUUGUUAGCUAGCAUUUCCUACAUUUUUUUGGUUGGAAAAAAAGAAAUUAGAAAACAUUUCCUAGCUUGAGUAUUGGUGUUAACGCGGCGCAUACUGUUUUCCUUUUAUUGGAUAAUCAAAGGUUACUUACCAUUCAAUAUUAAUUUCUGUUACGCAUGGCCGUCUUUAUUUUGAACACAAUGUAUGAGUAUUUUCCUAGCUGUAAAUUGAAAUCAUUCCCACAAUAAAUGAAUGUGUUCAGUCUGCUGGAUAUUUUGGAAUGGAAAUAGAUAAUAAUCUGAAUUUUUCUAAACAUAUAUCAAAUGUAUGCAAAAAGAUUAAUAAUCAAUUUAAUGUUAUGUUGCGCUUUAGAAAACUCAUACGCAAGGAAAUCUUAUUCAAACUUUACAAAGCGUAUAUUUUACCUCACUUUUAUUAUUGCUCCUCUGUCUGGCACUUUUGUGGAGCGCGCGAUGCGGAUAAGCUUGAAGCUUUAAAUAAAAGAAUACUUAGAUUUAUACUUGGAGAUUACUCGUCUCCAUACAACACUCUUCUCUCAAAAGUCAGCUCUACUUCUUUGUUUAACAAACGCAUUCAAAAUUUCCUCAUUCUGUUAUAUAAGAGUUUGUUUUUCACUCAUUUUCCUACUUAUAUGAAGAAUAUGUUUUCACUCCGGUCCUCUUCCUAUGAUCUUCGUGGCAACUACAUUCUUUCACUAAGUAAACCUAAAACAACUACCUAUGGUCUUAACUCCUUUUCUCACUUUUCAGCUAAGCAGUGGAAUGCACUGCCGGACUUUUUUCGUACCAGUUUUCUUGCAGACUUUAAGACUAAAAUACAGGAUGUUACCUUCAUGUAGAUUCUUUUUGCCUGACAUACUUAAACUUAAAAUUGUGAAUUGUAAAUGAUAUUUUCUUUCCUUGCAUUUAAUGUAUAUAUAUAUUUUCUAUAUAGCUUUUAUGUAGUGUCAGCUCGAAGAUAUUAGCUUGUUAGCUACUCUAAAAUUCGAGUAUAAAUAAAGUUUUAUGUUAUGUUAUGUUAUGUGUCACCUUCCUCGGCGCAUUAUCAGCGUGUUCUAUCAAUAGCUGAUCGUUAAACAAAGGACUGUUCCCGUCUUCAAUGCAGAAAUAUAUAAGUUUAAUUUGUGGUCUCCGCACAAGCGAGAACUUGGCGUGAUGAAGCAGGUCAAAGCCCAAUAAUAAAAGAUGUGUAUUCCUCGCUCUUAAAGCAUGUCAUGAACUGCCUUUUCCUAUUCAUUAUUCGUCCACUUCGGGACUGCGGGAGCAGUCGUUUCUCUCGUCCUUCUUUAAGUAUUCUUCGACUGCGGGACCACAGAAGCAGCAGAUUCAACUUAGACUCUGACAGGUUCUGUUUAACAGCCAAAAAUCAGACGAUCGGUGAUGAUACAAACUGGCAAAAAAAAGGUUACCAUGUCCCUAGUUUCCAGUGCCCUUCGGUUCGCUUCAUAGAGUAAUUGCGCCUCGCACUGCCACAUGUUCCUCCAUCUCAUGAUAACAGUAAUUAACGAUGCCAUUGCUUAAAAAGAAAGCCAUUGGACUCACCUGCUAAAUUAACACACGACUGAUUUUCGACCGACAGUUGAUCGAUAUGUCACCGACAUAUGACCGAUAGUCGGUCGAGGUGCGUCGUCGAAAUAUCGACCGAUACUCGGCCGAUAGUCUAUCCCACGAUCGACUAACUAUCGACCGACUGUCCACUGACUAUCGAACGACUAUUGACCGCCGACCAUUGAACGCUAUAUCGACCGAUAAAUCGGUCGACACUACCUACAGUAAACAACAUCUAAUUUUUAAAGAAAGAAAAAUUAACGCCACGUACAAACAGAAACGAAAGUUGUUUAAAGAACAGGGACUAAUUUAUUUAAAGUUGAUCGAAAUCCAGGAAGCCGAUAUUGAGAGUAAUAUUCUUCUCACAGUACCCUGCUAGCAGUGGUUUCUCCAGGCCAGACGCUGGAGAAACCACUACUCGCAGCGACCAUGAAGAUGAAAUGUUGUUACAGUAAUGAAAUUGUGAAAGAUUGAUCGGAAAUUUUAAAAGUGCGCGAAACUAAAGCUAUUCAGUUUUCUAGUUUUCUUCUAAGAAUGUCUGGAGCAGGUCGAGAAUUCUGGGCUAAAAUGAUAGAAGGUAAAAUAAACACAAUUGAUCGAUUUUAGUCACAACUGAAUGAAAAUACGCACAACUGGUAGACUGUACAAGCCGAGUUUACGCUGAUCAAUAGUAUAGUACCCGAUAACUGUUAGAUAAUAAACUGAUUGAUUAUUGGCAAAACUGAUCGAAAUUUGAGACAGCUUACCAUGGUUGAUUACGGAUCAUAUACAUCGAUUUAAACACGACGGAUUACCGAUUGAUGAUAUGCCGGCUGAUCGAUAUUACGUAUCUGGUAGAAAAUUAGCACAAUAUAGUAAUAUUUUAAUUGAUCGAUAACUGGUCGGUAAACCCGAUCCGCAAAACUGAUUGACUGGAGUUCAUAGUAAACUAUUAAGUGAUUGUUCUUAAUAAUGACGACGAAAAAGCAAUAAUGAAAGGAUCAUGAGUCCUUCUUUCUGAUUUUCAGCGCUUAUAUCCAUGAUUCAGAACAAAAAAAGAUUAAAAAUUUAUAACCAAUGAAAAAAAUAAUUUCGAAACAAACGGCGCACCAUACCCACUUACCCCUCCCCUAAGCCAACAUUAACACUUACUUCUCACUUAGGGAAAAAUGCUGGCUUAGGGGAGGGGUAGGUGGGCAGUUUCCCAAUCCGACUUUGUUUGUUUGUUUCAUGCCCUGUUCACCCUGUUUGUGUAAAAAAAUGCACUUUAUUUGAGUGUCAAUGUUGUAUUUAAAGUACUAAUUAGGGACACUACUUGACCACCAGUUUACACGGUUUAAGCGCCCCUACCGACUAAGCUAAUCCUGAUUGUCCUGAUUUCUAAUCGCACCUUCUGGCUAAAGCUCUCACGUUUGUAAUGCACUUUUCAGAUAGAGAAGGAUGGUCGCCUUUUGGAGCGGAUUGAACAGAGACAAACUGUGCGACAGCAGCGACUUAGAGACUACUGUGAGAAGCACGCUUCAAGCAGAAUUCGAAGCGAUCGAUACCAUCAUCCUGUAAUUGUUAACGAUGAGUACAAAGUAAUCUUCUGCUAUAUUCCCAAGGUGGCCUGCAGUCAAUGGAAACGUGUCUUUCUUGCUCUUGAUAACCGCACCGAUGUGGAUAAUGUGCAUGAUAACAAACAUUAUAAAUUUCUCUUAUAUGAUUAUUCGGACGAGGAUAUUAAAGUGAGGCUAAAAUCGUACUUUAAGUUUCUUUUUGUUCGCGAACCACUCGAGAGGCUUUUGUCAGCCUACAAUAACAAGUUUGUAAACAAGCAAUGGCCUUGGAGAAUAAUUCAAAGUUAUAAAACGAAAAUUUUGAAAAGAUACAAACAAGACGAACCUAGCUCUAAUAGCCCUGACCAGGAUCUUACUUUUAGGAAGUUCAUUUACUAUGUGAGUGAUGUUGGGUUUGAUCGAAAUGAACACUGGCGAUCGUACGGCCCAAUUUGUCACCCGUGUGAUAUAGAGUACGAUUUCAUCGGUCAUUUUGAGGACAUGCCAGAAGAAGCACCUUAUAUCCUACGGCAAACAGGAAUGGAUCGGGCGGUGACCUUUCCUCCGUUUCUUACCCACAAUACUACAAGUCAACUUCUUAAAAGCUAUGCCCCGAUACCCAAGGAGAAGAUCGCUCAGCUGGGUAAGGCCUUUGAAGAAGACUUUGAAAUGUUUAAUUACGAUUUUCCAGGGCCUCUAUCCGAUCUCAUGCACGAUUGA